CAGAAGAGAAACAAGAAUACUUCAGCUUUAAAAACAAGUGUCUUCUUCUUCAUAUUUCAAACAGUCGCAAUGAAGUUCACAGUGUUUCUGAGUGGACUCCUUCUGCUCCUGCUUCUCAAUUGGACAGAAAGCGUUGAAGAUGACAAUGUGGAUAUCAAUACUCUUGCACGUAUUAUAAACUUCAUUGAGGAGAACUAUAAGAGAGUCGAUGGAGAUCAACAUCCUCGUCAGUAUGCUACAGCCAUCAACGUGCCGAAGAAUCAGUGUCAACAGAACUUCAUUCCUUCACAGAACAACUUCCUGACUCAAGAGGAUGCGGUGAACGUGAAAAAUGCUAUUACUGAUGACACUAAAGCACUUUACCAAGGUGCAGAACUCAUCGCUGCAGGAACCAAAAAGGUUGUGAUCAGUAAAAAGAAGCAAUACAACAUGCAUUCAGAGUCUCUUCUGCUGAAUCCUGCUGACAACUCACCCAUGACCAAACUAUUGAAUAAAAGAAAAGACGGCUGCUCGGUUUUCUUCUCAUUUGAAUCUCCCUGUCUCGAUACGUGUCUGGAUGCAUCAGGCAGACACAGCAUUUUAAGGGGCCUGGAGAACUGGAAAGAACACAGUGGAAUCAAAGCUUUUGUCUUCAAGAAUUUCUGGAAGUUUGACACUAAAAAAGAUCUUCAGACCAAAUUUAAGCAGAUCGUGGCUCACGUUCCUCUCUACCGCUGUGUGAGUGAGAAUCAGUGUUAUGCUUGUAAAGGUGAAGGAAACACUCCCAUAGACGCACAUUGUCUGCCUCCAGCAGAAAACUAAGAUUUAUACAAUAGCAUUCAUUUCUUGCAAAUGUGAUUAAGAUCUGUCCUUUUGUUUGGAAAUUCAUUAUGCUUAGAUGAACUAGUAAAAAUAAUCUUGCUUCCUGCAUGAACAAAUAAAUAUUUCUGUCUGUUUAGCAAA
This is a messenger RNA of Carassius gibelio (silver crucian carp), 942 nucleotides long. RefSeq lists its product as uncharacterized. Lineage: Eukaryota; Metazoa; Chordata; Actinopteri; Cypriniformes; Cyprinidae. The transcript is spliced from 3 exons. The record is from RefSeq and is a predicted model, not a curated record. The coding region runs from base 70 to 801 and encodes 243 amino acids.